AUGGAGAUAUUGAACUUAAGAGCACAAAGUAGCAUACUUAAGUUAAUAGGAACCGUAAUCUCUAUUAGUGGAGCAUUUGUUAUAAUCUUUUACCAAGGUCUCCCAAUCAUUGUAUUCCAUUCACCAACCAACCCAUCUCUCAAUUCUCAUGUUCAACAUCAAACUCAACCAAAUUGGAUGGUUGGAGGGAUGUUUCUUUCUAUAAGUUGCAUACUUGUUUCGUUCGUGUAUGUUACAAAGACUUGGAUUGUGAGGGACUUCCCUUCGGAGGUGCUAAUCACACUAAUUACUUUCUUCUUUAAGACUAUAGUGGCAGCAACCGUUACUUUUAUUGCAGAAAGUGAUCCAAGUGUUUGGACACCAAGAAUUGGUGUCGAAUUGAUAGCUAUUCUCUUUGGGGCUGUAACAGCUAGUAUAUUGUAUAUGGUUAGUGUAUGGUUGUGUAGAGUGAAGGGACCAGUAUUUGUAGCAAUGUUUAUACCACUUCAAAUGAUAAUCGCUGUCAUUAUGGGAGUUUCUUUCUUAGGAGAUGUUCUACAUCUUGGGAGUGUGAUCGGAGGAUCGAUAAUAGCAGUUGGAUUCUACACGGUGAUGAAGGGGAAAGCUGAAGAAGAGAUGCGUAAAAAAGAUGAUGAAAAUAGAUUGACAUAUAUCAUAGAAGAAGAGUCACAUUCUCUAAAAAUCCCUAUGUUACAUGCCAAGAGUAUGGAUGUCAUAGUCGACCCUUAG
Spinacia oleracea (spinach) is the source of this 729-nucleotide messenger RNA. Its product is annotated as WAT1-related protein At3g28050-like. The record is from RefSeq and is a predicted model, not a curated record. Gene Ontology annotation, molecular function: transmembrane transporter activity. Gene Ontology annotation, cellular component: membrane. The transcript is spliced from 4 exons. Lineage: Eukaryota; Viridiplantae; Streptophyta; Magnoliopsida; Caryophyllales; Amaranthaceae. The coding region runs from base 1 to 729 and encodes 242 amino acids.